This is a messenger RNA of Anthonomus grandis grandis, 906 nucleotides long. Its product is annotated as 5-formyltetrahydrofolate cyclo-ligase-like. Gene Ontology annotation, biological process: folic acid-containing compound biosynthetic process; tetrahydrofolate interconversion. The record is from RefSeq and is a predicted model, not a curated record. The coding region runs from base 255 to 884 and encodes 209 amino acids. Gene Ontology annotation, cellular component: mitochondrion. The transcript has 6 exons. NCBI's taxonomy places the organism in Eukaryota, Metazoa, Arthropoda, Insecta, Coleoptera, Curculionidae. Gene Ontology annotation, molecular function: 5-formyltetrahydrofolate cyclo-ligase activity.
UAGUACUUCAGAUGUCGUUGGGGUGUUUGUUUAGUAAUUCAGUGGAACUGAUUGUUAGCAGGAUGGUGUUAAAAUUCAAAUAUCUCACUGACGAAAAUUGUGCGAAACAUGUUGUGUUGGACUAAGGAGGGUGUGCACUAUAAAUUUUACUUGAGGUGCAAAGCAGUCGAGGCAAAAGGUCUCAAGUUAUCCAGAUAAGAAUUCAGUGGUUUUCCAGCCGGAAUUCUUAUAUUAUAUGCCUUUCAUUAUUAAGAAUGUUCCUUUUUAGGAUUAACUCUUGUUCCAGGCACUUUUCAAUGGCGGAAAUUGACGCCCUAAAGAAAGCCUUAAGGGUCGAAGUGCAGGCCAAAGUGGCCAAAAUGCCCCGCGAAGAGAAAACGAGACAAUCUCAAGCCGUAUUUCAUAAGUUAAAAAAUUUGCCAGUGUUUCAAAACAGCAAACGGGUGUCGGUGUAUUUGAGUAUAGAAGGGGAAAUCGACACUGAGGCGAUUGUUCGGCAUAUCUUCGAACAGAAAAAAGAAUGUUUUAUUCCCAGAUGUACCAAAAGCGAGAUGCAAAUGGUAAAACUGCACUCUAUGGACGACUGGUUGAACUUGCCGUACUCAAAAUGGAAGAUCAAACAGCCCGCCCUAAAUGACACAAGAGAGGAUGCAAUGGAAACCGGUGGCUUAGAUUUAAUGAUUUGUCCAGGGGUUGCUUUUACACGAACCGGACAUCGGUUAGGAUACGGAGGUGGUUACUACGACCGAUAUCAGACAAAAUUAAGGGAGGUACAAAAGGGACCUUUUACCACCGUUGCUCUGGCAUUUAGGGAGCAAAUAAGGGAUGAAAUUCCGGUUACUGAGACGGACGUUACCCUCGAUAUGGUUCUGUAUGAUGAAUAAAAUAAACGAUUUCUUUUUUGAA